AUACGCCUAGAUCACGUCACAACACAUAACAGAGCUGCAUUUCAUAAAAUCAAGUAUACCAGCUGAAUUAAAUAUUUUUUAAAAUAAUUUCCAUUAAAUAAGUAAAGUAAAAUAAUAAUUUAACUAAUAAACAAAAGAAAAAUCCUCAAAUAAAAUAUUAAGUGUCGUUUAAAUUGGUUGUGUAAUAGCUAAUCGCACAAAAAAUGUAUUAGUCAUUAACCAGACGACUACUACUAAAUUAAACAACUACGUUGUAUGGGGACGACGACGGCCAUCUUUUUUUCAUUAACGUCACACAAAUGCUUGUGAAUAGACACACACAGAAUUUGUUUAAAAUUUUUGUGAAAAUUUUACCAAAAAAACUACGUAAAAGUGCAAAAAAUAUUAUUUAAAAUUAAUUUUUUCAAUAUAUUUGCCAUAAAUUAUUAAAAAUUAAUGGACAAAAACCGUUUAUUGUGUGCUUAAAGUUAGUGGAAUUUUUUUACAUCAGCCGAGGCGAGCGAAAAAAUUUUUUGUGUGUGUACCACCAAACGAAUUUGUGUAGAAAGUCAUAAAACACGAAAAUUACUAGGGCGAGAAAGAGAAGGUCGUAGAAUUGUACGAUAAAGACGGCAAAUCUUCGUAUUUUUUUGUAUUGUUUUGAUUUUUGGGACUUGGUCUUGUAGUGUAUUCAGAGGUUUUCUGGAAAAUGAUGGAAAAUUAUGAACAGGCUAGAUUAAAUUCAGAUAGAUUAGAACAAUUAGAUGAUGUGCUACCCAUAAAAUUGCAGGAGAGAAAUGAAUUCUUUAAUUCCGUGGAGGAAUUUGCUGUAAACAACAAACAAAAUUUUAAUUUUGGCGCCAAUAUUUUGAACACAAAAACAAUGUCGACUUCGUCGUCGUCAAUGGCAUCUACAACAACAGCAACAACAAAUGCCAAUAGUAGUAGUUGUGGCGAAGAAGUGGUCAAAACAAAUAAUGAAAUAAUCAAAACAUUAACAUUACCGCCAACUGCUGAUGCAGAUUUGGAAGCAUCUCUAAUCGCGGACACACCAGUAAGUGUAACUGAUGAUCCUGAGGAUCCCUUCAAAAGUAUUGUGGAUAGCGAGGAGGAAGAAGGCGAAGAUGAUGAGGAAGAAGAACAAAGCUAUCAAACAGAUAACAAUGACAAUUCCCAAUUAACACAGGACUCGUCCCAAUUCCGGCAGUCGUCUAAAGAACAUGAAGAUGAUGAUGAAGACAAUCCGGAUACAGAUGACUCGACUUCAGACUCCGAUUUCUCGGACCUAAGUGGCCUCUCCGAUAUGUCGGGUCGUGAAUGGAAGCCCAUUAAUCAACGUCCCCUAAAUUGGGUGCAGAAACAAAUACAUUCAGGAGCCAAUCCCAGAGAAAUACUCUCAAAAUUUCUACCUUCUUCGGCUCAACGCAUUAGUCCGGAACUAACCGAUAUGACUUUGUGGCGUAUAUUAGCAAGCAUGCUAUCAGAACCGCCCCGGAGGAAGAAACUUUCAUAUGUCAACACUUUCGAGGAUGUCAUUGAUCUUUUAAACAAAUCCAAAAACAUUAUGGUACUCACUGGUGCUGGCGUUUCAGUAUCGUGUGGCAUUCCCGAUUUCAGAUCUUCGGAUGGCAUUUACUCACGUUUAGCUAAAGAUUUCCCUGAUUUGCCCGAUCCCCAGGCCAUGUUUGACAUUAACUAUUUCUCGCGUGAUCCCCGUCCUUUCUAUAAGUUUGCCCGUGAAAUCUAUCCGGGACAAUUUAAGCCCUCUCCCUGCCACCGUUUUAUAAAAAUGUUGGAACAAAAGCAAAAGUUGUUGCGGAACUACACACAAAACAUAGACACUUUGGAACAGGUUGCUGGUAUUAAAAAUGUUAUUGAAUGUCAUGGUUCCUUCUCGACGGCCUCAUGUACUAAAUGCAAGUACAAAUGCGAUGCUGACAGUAUACGCAGUGAUAUCUUUGCCCAACGUAUACCGGUGUGCCCGCGAUGUCAACCCAAUGUAGAGCAGAGUUUGGAUGCCUCAGAGCCGGUGUCGGAGAAUAAUUUGAGGCAGUUGGUGGAGAAUGGCAUAAUGAAACCAGAUAUUGUUUUCUUUGGCGAAGGUCUACCCGAUGAGUUCCAUACAGUUAUGGCCAGUGAUAAGGAUAAAUGCGAUUUGCUUAUAGUCAUGGGUUCGUCUUUAAAGGUGCGUCCCGUGGCUUUAAUACCCAGUUCUAUACCAAAUCAUGUACCACAGAUACUUAUCAAUCGCGAACAGUUACAUCAUCUCGAAUUUGAUGUUGAAUUGCUGGGUGAUGGUGAUGUUAUCAUCAAUCAAAUUUGUCAUCGUUUGGGUGAUGAUUGGAAAGAUAUUUGCUUUAGUGAGGAAGUAUUAAAAGAAUCCAAAGAUUUGAUACCCCUAGAAGAUGAUUUGGAAUUAGAUGAAGAUACAGCAAAAGAGGUUUCUGCGGAUGUUAUGGAUACACUCUCCAUGAAAUCAAAUCAAACUGCUGCUACCCCAACCACAACUACUUAUUCCGAUUCGGGUUUUGAGACUUCAUCCACCUGCUCUAAAAAAGAAGGAGAAUUUCUUUCUCCAGAAUAUAUGGAUGAACCCAUGGAAUCAACUAGUUUUGGUGGCUCUUGCGACUAUCGUCAUUUAUCCAUUGACUCGUCGAAAGAUAGUGGUAUAUUGGGCGAUGCUUCUAAUUCAGCCCUAACACCCACUUUUUCUAAUUUGGUGGAUACGGCAGAAAUGAACAAGAACAGCAACAACCUUAACAUGCCCGCCUCUACAACACAAGCUAUAAACAACAAGCCCGUGGUGGAUAAUUUACACAAUACCAAAACAGCCGAUACAAAUUGUUCUGAAGCCGAGAAACAAAGUAUUAGAAGGCAAAUGAAACAUCAAAGCGCCGCUGAACGCUUAUACAAGGGAACCUAUUAUGUACACGAUAAUACAGCAUCAUAUGUAUUUCCGGGGGCCCAAGUUUCUUGGUGCUCAGACUCAGAAGAGGAAGAUGAAGACAAUUUAGAUGAAUAUGAUGACAAUCUGCCCCACAAUGAAGAUGAGGAUACAAAUCAUGCCCCCUUGUCACCCUUAAUGACACCUUCGGUGGAAAAUGAAAUGGUUAACGCAAUUUCCAAUACCACGACCAACACACAACAAACCAGUAAUAGUUUUACUAAUAGUGUGUCAUUAAACUCCUGCCUUCCUCAAACUAAAGCACAACCUCAAACGCCGCCACCACAACCAAUACAAACCCACAGAAAACGUCAUUCAAAUGAGACACAUGCUGAGCCAGCGUCAUUUGAUUCUUCUGCUCCAACUGAGGCUAAUGAGUUUACUACGGGCAGUAAUAGUCCUCCUCCUUACAAAAAGCGGCGAGAUUCUGCAGAACAACAAACUACAACUUCCCCAAACAUCAGUUUAGAAUCUUCAUAAACACACCAUUUUUUCUAUCUAGUGUAAGUUUUAUUUAGUUAUUUUUUUAUGUUUUUGUAAUAAUUUUAAAUUUAUGAUUAAGGAUAAUUAUUUAACAAGGAAGAUUUAUUUAAAAAUUACUUUAUUUCGUUUGAAGUGGAAAUUUUGAUGAGAAAAUUAUUGAGCUUUUUUUUAUUAGAUUUAUACUAAAUUUAAUUGAAUUGAAUUAUGGAGUUUUAUAAUUUUUGCAGGAAUAUAUUCGUUUGAAUUAUGUUUUUUUUUUUUUUUGAAAUGAAAAAGCUUUUUAAAUGUAAGCUUUUAUAAAAGAAAGAAAACUUUUUGUUAAGGAAAGCUUUUUGAAGAAACACUUUUAUAAAAGAGAUUUCUUUAAAAGAAACUUUAAUUAGAGAAUGUUUUUAUAAAAUGAAAGUUAAAGCUUUUAUAAAUUAAAACUUAAAAAAAUGCUUUAGUUAAAGUUAACUGCUUAAAGGUAAUUUUUAUAAAAGAAAACUGUUAUAAAAGAGAACUUUUAUAAUAUCGUUUCAUAUUAAAAUAAAGCUUUUAUAAAAGUAAAAUAAUAUUUUAUAAAACUUUAAAGCUUUAUAAAAAGAAUCGUGCUUUUAUAAAAGGAAUCAUUAGUAAAUGAACUCUUUAUAAAAAAGCUUUUAUAAAGGAAAGCUUUCAUAUAAGAAAGCUUUUAUAGAGGUUUAGCAAACUGAAGAUUGUGAAAAUAUGAAACAUUUAUUAUCUUUGUUUCUUUCGCAAAACUUUAAUUAAAAUAAAAAGUUAUAAUAAUAACAAUUUAAUUUAAUGUUCAACUUCAAUACUUUUGUAAUUAUGUGUAAAUUUGUUUUAGUUUUAUUACAUUUUAAAUAGUUUUUAAGAAUUAUAUAUUUCAUUCUUUGGAUAAAACAGUACUAAGCAGCUAAAAAUUCCUCUAUUGUUGUUAAUUUCAAAUGAAUUAAUUGUGGAAUUUAAAAGAAAAAAAGAUAAUGCUGUUGAAUGGAAUAUAAACCCUAUAGCCCCCUUAGAGUUAUACCAUGUAAAUAGUUAUUUAAAAUCGCUUAUUAUUUUUGUUUAUUUAAAGCAUUUAAUUAUUAUAUUAUAUCAAACAAAAAGAAAAUAAAACCAUUUAAAACAAAUCUAUACAAAUAAAUUUUUAAUUAACCCACAAAAAGCUUAAAAUAACAAAUGUAGUUUUUAUAUAAAACUUAAAGCAUUUUUUUAAUUUUUCUUUUUUUUUUUUUAAUAAAAUAUAAACUAAUGUAAGAAAAAUAACUAAUAAAAUCUAAAGUAUUUUUGUUAUUAUAUUUUUAAGGCUUGAAGCAAUAAGAAAUUCUGUUUGAAAAAGCAAAGAAUUUUAAUAAAUAAUUUGUGCGUUUGCUACAUUUAGAAAGCUUUUUGUUCAUUUUUGUUUUGUCUUUCAUCAAUUUAAUAUCAAACAAAAAGUAAUCUUUAAAUAUAUAAACAAAACACAGCGCACACUUAAACAUUUUAUACACACAAACAAAGAAGUAAGAUAUUUAAAAUUUAAUUAAUUAAAGAAAAAUAAAAAAAUAAUUAAAAUUUCUAGUAAACUAUAUAAAUAAAUAAAACUAUGUAAUUAUAAUAAAACUAAAAUAUAUUAUUACAAAACUAAUUUAUUUUCAAAUAGUAAAUAGUACUAUGUAAUUUUAGAUUUAAAAAACUAAUAGCAGUUGAAUACAAACAAGAGUAAAAACAACAAACAAAAAGCCAGCCUACCUUAAAACAUACCUAAACAUAAAACAUACAUAAUAAUAUUAUAUUUUUCUAAAAAAAAAAAAAAAACUAUAUAAACAUAAAACCCAGCUACACAGGAUUUAAUUAGAAAAAAAGGCCUAAUAACCUAAAGUUUCACU
Molecule: messenger RNA, 5262 nt
Organism: Lucilia sericata (common green bottle fly)
Lineage: Eukaryota; Metazoa; Arthropoda; Insecta; Diptera; Calliphoridae
Gene: Sirt1
Product: NAD-dependent histone deacetylase sirtuin-1
Exons: 2
Coding region: 689-3403 (904 amino acids)
Molecular function (GO): NAD+ binding
Source: RefSeq, a predicted model, not a curated record